GGCUGUGGUGCAGCGCGUGGUAGUUGUGUCAGAGCAACAAAAUUCAGAGGGUCUUCACACAGUCAGAAAGAAAGAGAAGGUUUUCGCCAAAGAGGCCCUGAUUGGUGAUAGACUGUACCCUGUGGUCCCACUGAAAGAACACCACCCCCGGCAGGCUGGCCAAACCCCCUCCCUCCUGCCUCCAUGUAUCCUGAAUCUACCACAGACUCCCCUGCUCGCCUCUCCCUCCGACAGACUGGCUCACCUGGCAUGAUCUACAGCGCUCGUUAUGGGAGCCCCAAACGACAGCUGCAGUUCUACAGAAACCUUGGGAAGUCAGGCCUGCGGGUGUCCUGCCUCGGAUUAGGAACAUGGGUGACGUUCGGCGGACAGAUAACGGAUGAGAUGGCGGAGCAGCUGAUGACUCUGGCCUAUGAAAAUGGCAUCAAUCUGUUUGACACAGCGGAGGUCUACGCUGCUGGGAAGGCAGAGGUGGUGCUCGGGAACAUCAUAAAGAAGAAAGGAUGGAGACGUUCAAGCCUGGUGAUAACAACAAAGAUCUUCUGGGGCGGAAAAGCGGAAACUGAGAGAGGUUUAUCCCGAAAACACAUUAUAGAAGGUUUAAAAGCAUCUCUAGAAAGACUGCAGUUAGACUACGUUGAUGUGGUUUUUGCGAACAGACCGGACCCUAAUACACCUAUGGAAGAAACGGUGCGAGCAAUGACCCAUGUGAUAAAUCAAGGCAUGGCCAUGUACUGGGGGACGUCCCGCUGGAGCCCAAUGGAGAUAAUGGAAGCGUAUUCUGUGGCACGACAAUUCAACCAGAUUCCUCCUAUCUGCGAGCAGGCUGAGUACCACAUGUUUCAGAGAGAGAAGGUGGAGGUGCAGCUACCUGAGCUCUUCCAUAAGAUAGGUGUGGGAGCCAUGACGUGGUCACCACUGGCCUGCGGGAUCAUCUCAGGGAAAUACGACGGCAGGGUGCCUCCCUACUCUCGGGCCUCUCUGAAGGGUUACCAGUGGUUGAAGGACAAGAUCUUGAGCGAGGAGGGCCGGCGUCAGCAGGCGAAGUUGAAAGAGCUGCAGGCAAUCGCGGAGCGGCUGGGCUGCACUCUGCCCCAACUCGCCAUCGCGUGGUGCCUACGGAACGAGGGGGUGAGCUCUGUCCUUUUAGGGGCGUCCAACACCGACCAGCUGAUGGAGAACAUCGGAGCGAUACAGGUUCUUCCAAAGUUGUCGUCGUCCAUCACACACGAGGUGGACAGCAUCCUGGGGAACAAGCCGUACAGUAAAAAGGACUACCGCUCCUAACGUGCAGCACGGCCCCGCCCGGCAGGGCUGCACCCGGGCUGCAGCCGCAGCGCCCCACCUUUGCCUGAUCCUCUGUUUGCUUGAGCUUUUACUGAGUGAGACCCUGGCGCAUGAGUCUGGCCACACCAAGGCCACCCAGGGCACCUCAUUUAGAGUUACAGGGAUAAGAUAAGAAAAGGGGGAAAAAAUACAGUCACCUCCACAGGAAAGGAAGGGAUUGACAAAGAAAGACAAAAAUGGAAGAGAGGUUAGGGAUAUGUGCUCAUACUUAAAUCAGUUAUUCAUUAAAUUCAGCUGAACGUAUUUUAAAACCGUAGAGAAAAAUACCUUUUUAAAAAAAAAUAAGCACACGCUUGCUUGGCAGCCAGAUUUCUUUUUUCUUUUUUUAUUUUUGUUUGCUUUUUUUCUAAAACUGAAUGCAACUAAAAGGAAGAUUAAGUUCAUACUGUAUGAAUAUACAAGAACUACUCUGUUGCACAUGUACCAUAGCCAUGCAUCUGUUUCUUGGACGUUCUGUUUACAAACACCUGUGUACUGUACAAGUCUGUCAAGGUUUCUCUAAAAGAAAAACUGUUUGUGUUGUCUACAUUAUCAGUGUAUGAGCCUUUUCGCAGGCUUUAACAAUCAGCACUUUAGUAUUGUCAGUAUAGGUGUUAGAGGGUAGUUUUAAGGAGGGGAGGGGAUAGAUAUUACAAUAGUCUUAUCUCACAGCCAUUGCACUAUAGAAACGCGUCGCCUCCUGAUAAUUCCCUCUCCUCAUCCUCACAUCCUCCCUCUGUCUUCACUGGCAGUGCGUUUGUCCAGCCUGAUGCUCCGAAACUCCGGUUGUCAAAGCACGACGGUGAAGUCCUGCAUUCGCCAGGAGUGAGAGGACCGAGGCUCAAUCCUCGUCCUGACCAGUGAACCGUCUGCAAUGACAAGUCAGGAGCGUGGGCCAAUGUGUCAGGGCAACUGUGUGCCACUGAAGAGAUUAGCUAUUUAUUCAUCCCUAAUUGUAGGAACUGCAGGCCGUGUUAAAUCAAACGUAGUGUCCUACUUCACUGUGUUACCCAGCCUCUGUUCUCUGUUUUUAAGGCUGUUACUGUACAGGAAGUGGUCAUAUCAGUGCUGGCUCAACAUCUCAUGGAAAUUUCUCCUUGAUCAAAUUUUGUUCAAGUAUUUUGCCUUAUUUACAGUUGUGCUGUGGGCUUUGGCGUAAACAAGCAGCUGGAAAGCUGCCCCUUGGCUCAUGUCCCCAGUAUAUAUAGUGGAAGUGGUGUUUGUUGCUCCUUAAUUGGGAGGAAAGAGCCGUACGUGUAAUUAAUCAGUUCGUGGCAGCAGCUCAGGGAACGGAGCAGGUGGAUUCAGUGGCGUGUUGGUGUGCACGUUGGUCAGGAGGUUGUAUUUACUUGUCUGUCUUUCUUUCAUUGUUGGACACUGGGGAGGACCAGUGACAUUUUAGCGUGGCUUGAGCCAAAGAUCUUCUUCUUCAUCUCUCUCUGACAAAACACACCCGAGUGUUUCACUCUCACUUCCUACAAGAUUCUAGAAAUCAUCUUGACGCAUGUGCUGUCCAGCUUGUUAUCUAUCUAUAGUAUGGACUUUACUCCAUAUAUAUCUUUACUUGACCAUGCUGUUAUACUAGUUAACAAAUAACAUCCUUCAUAUACAGAAUGCAUAGUACAGCUAAAAUGCUUUAGGAGCGGUAAGGUUCGUGUCAGGCGGCAGAUGACCUGAGACGUGUCAGGAGUAUUAUUGCAAAAAUUUGACACCACCCUGUAUCACUCUGUCUCCUCCGGGUGCUCUCUUACUGUGAUUAAAGCACAAGUGGAUAGCAUGUGACACAUCCUCAAAGCAUGGACCCUUUUCAUCCAGCCUACAGACAAGCAAAGUGAUGCUUCUCAGCUUACUAACACAUGUAGAUAAAAAGUCUUUACUAACAGCUGAUAAACUAUUGAUUCUUAGCAGAGAAAAAAAAAAAAACAAGUACAGAUUAAGAAAACUGUCAUGUUGGUGUGAAUGGUGACACGAAGGAGAUGUAAGUGUUGAAAAGGGAGGAGAUGAGUUUGAGAAUCAAAGUGAACGUCAGCGUGUGGGAUUUGUGCGGAUGAGGUUCACAGUCUCCUUUGUCUCUGAGGUGAUUUGUAACAACAGCAAAGUGAUUUAAAGGCUGUGCUGUUGAACCUGCGUGUGUGUGUGUGUGUGUGUGUGUGUUUGUGGGAAGAGGGGGGGAGCUAAUCCCUUGCUUUAGCCUGUUGUAUAAGUUGAACCCUGUAUUCAUUUGAUUUGCUGUGUCUUGUACUUCAAGUGAAUAAAACUGGUGCGAGCCAA
Thunnus maccoyii (southern bluefin tuna) is the source of this 3597-nucleotide messenger RNA. It is a transcript of the gene kcnab2a, whose product is annotated as potassium voltage-gated channel subfamily A regulatory beta subunit 2a. The record is from RefSeq and is a predicted model, not a curated record. The transcript has 16 exons. Gene Ontology annotation, cellular component: voltage-gated potassium channel complex; juxtaparanode region of axon; extrinsic component of cytoplasmic side of plasma membrane. Lineage: Eukaryota; Metazoa; Chordata; Actinopteri; Scombriformes; Scombridae. The coding region runs from base 184 to 1287 and encodes 367 amino acids. Gene Ontology annotation, biological process: transmembrane transport; regulation of action potential; potassium ion transport. Gene Ontology annotation, molecular function: potassium channel regulator activity; voltage-gated potassium channel activity; transmembrane transporter binding.